Molecule: messenger RNA, 384 nt
Organism: Talaromyces marneffei
Lineage: Eukaryota; Fungi; Ascomycota; Eurotiomycetes; Eurotiales; Trichocomaceae
Exons: 1
Coding region: 1-384 (127 amino acids)
Biological process (GO): mitochondrial proton-transporting ATP synthase complex assembly
Cellular component (GO): mitochondrial matrix
Source: RefSeq, a predicted model, not a curated record
AUGGCAACAGAUCUCCCCCUCCGAGCCCGUCACCUCUACCGCGCUCUUCUCCGCGAACUCCCCCGUCGACACAUCUCACUCUCGUCAUCCACACCCUCAAAUGCAUUAAAACGACGCUUCCGCACACAAUUCGAACAAUCAUCCUCGCCGACAUUAUCAUCAAUCCAACAAGCGGAACAAUUCGUGCAAUACGCAAAAGCGCAGAGAAUGUAUGCUACAUUGGUGGCGAGAUAUAACCCGGGCAUGGAUAUGGAUCAGGAAGAGAGAGUGAGAUUGACGGCGAGGAGGGUGGGGAUGGAUCUGCCCAUUGAAAAUGGUUUUCAGACGUCGAAGGAGGAGGAGAUACUUGAGAGAACGAAGAAUGAGGAGGGUGAAGCUCGGUAG